UCAUAAUAUACAAGUUUGGCAUACCCCAGCUAAAGAGUUUGAUGAAUCAUGUCUUGUUCCUACUGUAGGACAUAGUCCUGGUCUUAUGUUCUGGGAUUCUCCAGACUUACCUACAAGCAUUGAGAACUUAGAAAUUAAAGUUAAAGCUGCCUGGUAUUCGAUUCUAUCUAAAUGUUAUCGCAAGUUAUCUAAUAGUAUGAUUAGACGAGUAAAAGCAUAUUAUGGUGCUGAUG
This is a messenger RNA of Cetraspora pellucida, 233 nucleotides long. The record is from the annotation of a GenBank genome assembly. NCBI's taxonomy places the organism in Eukaryota, Fungi, Glomeromycota, Glomeromycetes, Diversisporales, Gigasporaceae.